Penicillium cosmopolitanum is the source of this 753-nucleotide messenger RNA. Its product is annotated as mandelate racemase/muconate lactonizing enzyme family protein. Lineage: Eukaryota; Fungi; Ascomycota; Eurotiomycetes; Eurotiales; Aspergillaceae. The record is from RefSeq and is a predicted model, not a curated record. Bases 1 to 753 code for a protein of 250 amino acids. The transcript has a single exon.
AUGCCAGUUUGCGAGCUCCUGGGAGGCCGCACGGACGUAAAGUUGCCAAUUAUUUCUUCCAUAUACGUUGGAGAGCCGGAAGAAAUGCGUGCUCGUGUUGCUGAGCAUCGAAGCAAGGGCUAUGUUGGUCAUUCUGUUAAGAUUGCUGGAGAGCCUGUCGCUGAUGCGGCUCGGAUCGCUGCCUCACUUGCGGAUAGGCAGCCUGGGGAAUUCUUUCUGGUUGAUGCUAACUGUGGUCUUACUGUGGAAACAGCUCUGCGUAUGUUAAGACUACUUCCCUCAGGGCUUGAUUUUGUUCUGGAAGCGCCCUGUGCAACAUGGAGAGAAUGCGUCUCUCUUCGGCGCAGAACAAAUAUUCCUAUACAUUUUGAUGAACUUGUGGUUUCAGACGCUUCGAUUAUUCAGGCAGUUGCAGAUGACGCUGUUGAAGGAGUUGGCAUGAAAAUAUCCAAAAGUGGCGGGCUCACACACUGCCGGCGCCAGCGAGAUAUUUGUAUUGCGGCGGGAUAUACAUUCAGCGUCCAGGAUACUGUUGGAUCUGAUAUUACUUUUGCUGCUAUUGUUCACAUGGGACAAACUGUUCCGGAGAAAAAUCUACGAUGCAUCCUCGAGCCUCGUGAUAUGGUGACUAUCAAGACGGCCGAUGGCCCAUUUGAAGUUUUUGAAGGAAGUGUCACUGCUCCCAGUCUGCCUGGGCUGGGAAUUACGCCUCGCAUGGAUGUACUGGGAGAGCCUAUAGCCAGCUAUUCCUGA